AUGGAGCAGGAUUAUAAAUACCUCGGUUGGAAGGAUUUCGGUGUUGAGUAUUUGGAGAAUAAUUGUGACAAAGUCAGAAAAGUACGCUUCGCUUCAUGGUUCGGUUAUACAAUUAACGCAAAUAGCGGGCGAUAUGGUUCUAUGAGCAACAUGUUUCAAAUAUAUAAGCUGGCUUGCGAGAAAGCUUUACGUCGUUCCGCCAAAUCUAGUAGCAUUCUACGAGAUGCUUAUGAAGGAUUUUCCAAGGUUCCUGAU
Messenger RNA from Ambispora gerdemannii, 255 nucleotides. The record is from the annotation of a GenBank genome assembly. NCBI's taxonomy places the organism in Eukaryota, Fungi, Glomeromycota, Glomeromycetes, Archaeosporales, Ambisporaceae.